Molecule: messenger RNA, 5650 nt
Organism: Cataglyphis hispanica
Lineage: Eukaryota; Metazoa; Arthropoda; Insecta; Hymenoptera; Formicidae
Gene: Mekk1
Product: mitogen-activated protein kinase kinase kinase 4
Exons: 20
Coding region: 299-4390 (1363 amino acids)
Biological process (GO): protein phosphorylation; MAPK cascade
Molecular function (GO): ATP binding; protein kinase activity
Source: RefSeq, a predicted model, not a curated record
AAAUACAAAAAUAAGACAAGAACAAAGUAAAAUAUUUUAGGAAUGAUGUCUAAAGAAAAUCAUCGAAGAGAUUUGUAAUCGGAAACUGAAACGUCAUUUUAGAGAUAUCGACAAUCGAUCUUGCAAGAACUUUAAAAAGAUCGUAAGCUUCGCUCUUUAACACGUUCAAAUAUUACCGCCUUAAUAGCUGUUCGGUAAUCUUCGUCAAAUGUCAACAGCACGCGACGCAUGCGCUUCGACGAUGAUAUUCAGAAACGAAGACGUCGUGCUGUGCGCGUUUCUCGUGCGAGUGUGAAGAAUGUCGCGUCUCAUCGAAUCGAAUCAUGCCACGAGAAUCCCUGGCUGCGAGUUCUCCGACGACGAGGACCCCGAUUAUGGCAGUAAGGCUGAUUCGUCGAACGAAUUCGAGGAGUCCUUGCACGCGAUGUCCGAUAUUUACGGACAAACUCCACCCAGGACUCGACUCAGUCGCAAGAAAAGACACAUGAAACAAAAGUUUUCAGGCAGUGAUCUUAAGUUGAUAGAAAAGGAAGCUCGGCCGAAAACAACUAUUCGUAGGCGUAACACCCUGGAUACCAUUAUUUUCAACGAAAUGUGCGAUAAAGCAGACAAAGAUCGCGAGAACGAGACAAAGGAAGAUGCGAAGGAAGGCAGCAGAAAGUGCAAGAGGAUUUUGAAACUAUUGCGCGGCAAUGAAAGAGAUUUGAAGCUUGAUGUAGAAGCUGCCUACAAUUAUGCCGAGAAACACAAUGGCGACAUGGCGAUGGUGUUGACACCAAAUCAAAUCAAGAUUGAGACUAGAAAUAGAUUUCGCUGUUUGCGGUCUAAGCCAGUUGAUGUGGAAGAAAAAAAGGUGGAGAGAGAAAUCAUUAAAGAAAACGUGUUGAUAAACGAAGAAAAUUUAAACGCGCAAUCGCCGAGGACGCAAAGUUUGAAGGAGAGAGAAAUAUUUCAUGACACUUUUUCAUUUUUAAUUAAAUUAGGGAGUACGGAGCGAAAUUGUCGCCGUCAAAUGAGUCACGAAGAAACCAGUUGGCAAAAUGAAUUAAAAGAUCUGAUAUGGUUGGAAUUACAAGCACAUCAUGCAGAUCGUAGUCCAAUGAUGCAGGAUGAAUAUUUAUGCCGUCAACGCGAGGCAGUAGAGGCUCUACUUACAGAAAUAAUGGAGUACAAAUACGAUUCCAUGGCGAAUGCGCAAGAGGGAGAUUGCGUCAGCCCUAGCGACAUUGCGAGCGAUCGAUCCGCAAAUUCAGGUUCCAGUCCGAACAUCGAACUGGGUGUAUGUCCAGGUUGCCUCUCCAUGUAUUGUCGUGCAUGCGCUCGUGAACAAGGAGAAGCGUUACAACAAGUGGAAGGUCUACUAGCUCGUCUGGAAGCAGCGGAAGCCUUAUAUCCAUCCUGUCAAGCGUUUGCCGCUAAUUAUCCGUUAUACAAGAGCCCAGAAUUCACCGAUAGGGUGAAAGCUAUGUGCCUCUGGUAUAACAUGACGAAACACCAUCGGCUUAAAUUACAGAUAUUAGGCAGAUUGCUCAUGAUGUUGCACAGCAAGAAAAAACAGGAGGAUUUCAACGACUCCGGUAUAAGUUCGCGAUCCUCAGAUACCGUCGAUUCUACGGAGCAGCGACAAUCCAUGGUGCGAUUCGAGCUACCUCAACAAGACGAAACUUCCAGUCCCUCUGACAGCAAUAAUAGCAAUAAUUCAGUAGGAGGUUUAUCUUUUAUAUCGCAGUCAUUGCCGCCUACUCCGGAAAUUUCGUUCUCGUAUGUGGAAGACGAAAGCGUUGAUCGACUCGAUUUCUACUUGGUUGAAUUUGAUCGACACGCUUACAGAAAGUAUAUUGAGGAUGUAUUGAAAACGAGAGGUCUCAGAAAAAGUUUGAAUUUCCUGGAUCGGUUGCACACAUCUAUCUUGAGGAAAGCAAGAUUAACUUUGGAAAAAAAUAACUGCGAGGGAUGUGAUAGCAAUGCAAAUGAAGAAUACGAAGGUGACAGAGAGCUACGACGGUAUGGCAUUUGGAGUCCCGAAGCAAAGGAAUUAAAUUUGCCAUCAUAUAGGGCAGCUUUCGUGUUUCUCUCGCGCGUGCCGUUGGACGUAGUUCAUGAAUUUCUAAGAAUGAGACUAGAACAAAAGCCGGAACAGCCGAGUCCGUUGUCGGUUCGACAGCUCAUGCGGGAACUUCGGGAGGGCCUCAGGAUUGCUUGCAUUCAUCGGGACCGGUUCGCCGCGCACUCUCACGCUGCUGUUGCCAGCGAUGAAACCGGUUGCGAGAGUCUGUUUGAGGAAGACGUCAAGUAUUUCGAUGAGAGCCUGAGAGCUGUGUUCGAAGUUUAUCUAGAUUAUCUUCAGCAGUGGGUAGACAUGGUGCAGCACGAUAGCUUUCACAAGAAUCUAAUCAUGGAUGAGUGGUUGUUUGUCAAAUCCGUCGCUGGAAACAUAAGUGAUGGAUACAAAAUUGCUGGCGUAAAAUUCUACGAAAUUGCAUGUACAAUGAUUAAGCAAGUUAAUGAAUUUCUCACUGAACGAACUCGCGAGAUCUGCGAAAAUGUGGAAGAAAAGGAAGUCGAUGAAUUGUCAUGCAAUGAAACACAGUUUAGAUUCCAUCUAUUUGUGGGUCGUGAAUGGCAGGGAAUGUUUGUAGAAGCUCGAGAAAAGAUCGUAAAAAGCAUCAAUCUUGCCAAAUGUUUGAAACGCGAUAUCGAGAAAUGGCCAGUCGAUGAUCAGAUGUUGGAGGAAUCGUUGAAAUUGUUAAAAAAUACAGUUCUAGAUUUAAGGCAUCGCAUAACUGUGGUAAUCGAGGACUUUCAAAGAGAUGUCGAUGAAGUGGAACAAUCGAACAUUGAGAGCGACCAAACACCUUUACGCUCGAGAAUCCGUGAGAUUCUUCAUCAAGCCUACAGGAUGGGUUUCGAGUUUCAUAAGGAGAUGUGCAAACUCUUUUCACUAGAAGAAAAAGCUAUUCUAGCGCGUGGUCUAGUAUCAUUUGCAUUAUUGUGGAUGGAAUUCGUGAGAACACGAUGUGAGCGUGGCCGCGGCUUAAGGCCCAGAUGGGCAAAUCAAGGUUUAGAGUUCUUGAUAACAGUAUGUGAGCCGCACAAUACAAAACAUCUCACCGAUCAGGAAUUUGAGGAAUUAAAGACAUGCAUGGAUCAUUGUAUAUCUCAUGUAGUAGGAACCGUUUCGGUUGCAGGAUCGAUGCCGGAGACAGAAAAUUUAAGAAGGCUAUCACGAUCAAGAGCUUCAUCGCCGAGUCAUGGUCGCACUAGAACUACGAGCAUCAGCCUUUCUCAAAAACCACGGGAGGUUCUAAAGUCACCCGAAUUAUUAGUUAAUGCAAAAAAACAUAGCUCAUCGAGCAUGGUUGAUGGAAAUCUUUCAGUGAUAGUAACUAUACCCGAACAGGGUAUGCAGAGGAAUGAGAGAGUCAUUCGUGCCAUCAAAAAAAUGGAGAAUGAGCUUGAUGAAAAACUGAGAAGUCGAGAGCUGAUUGGACAAGUCACUGACAGAAAAGGAGUCGAUAGAAUUCAUAUUAAAGUGCGAAGAGUUACAUUCACAUGGCAGAGAGGUAUUAAGAUAGGUCAAGGAAGAUUUGGCAAAGUGUAUACAGUAGUGAAUAAUCAAACAGGUGAACUGCUAGCUAUGAAAGAGGUGCAACUGCAACCUGGCGAUCACAGAGCAAUCAGACGUGUUGCUGAGGAGUUACAGAUAUUUGAGGGAAUCCAGCAUCAACAUUUAGUGCGAUAUUACGGACUAGAAAUUCAUCGUGAAGAAAUGCUAAUUUUUAUGGAAUUCUGCGCGGAGGGAACUCUCGAGAGCUUAGUAGCUGGUAGCGGCAAUGGAUUGCCAGAAUCUUUGGUCAGAAAAUAUACUCAUCAACUCCUUUCAGCUGUAGCAGCGUUACAUUCUCAUGGAAUAGUUCAUCGAGAUAUUAAAACUGCGAAUAUUUUUUUAACGAAUGAAGGCAAUUGCUUGAAACUCGGUGACUUUGGUAGCGCGGUACAGAUUAAAGCACAUUCGACAAUGCCUGGGGAACUUCAAGGUUUUGUCGGUACUCAAGCUUAUAUGGCACCAGAAGUAUUUAUGAAGUCAGGAAGCGGUGGACAUGGCAGAGCUGUCGAUAUUUGGUCAGUAGGUUGUUGUAUCAUUGAAAUGGCUAGUGGACGAAGGCCCUGGUCGGAUUACGACUCGAAUUAUCAAAUUAUGUUUAAGGUGGGAAUGGGAGAAACACCAGCUCUUCCUAAGAAUCUAUCUGCAGAAGGCAUAGAUCUCGUAAAAAAAUGCCUGCAGCAUGAUCCGAAGAGAAGAUCGACUGCGAAUACACUGCUUGCACAUUCUUUUGCUCUAGGAGAAUACGAGGAUGUUAAUGCUGAUUUAAUGAUGCUACGAUACUAAGAGUGUUCAGGAAAACGGGAUAGCAUGGUUCUUGCGGGAAUGUAGAACUAGUAUUUGUAUUUUAUUGUUAGAAUUUCAUGAGACAUCUGCUAUAUUAUGUUGUUUUUUUAUUUGCAUUUUUCUGAGAGAUUUAGUAUUUAAUAUAGUUUUAUUGAGAUUUUGUUAAAAAUAUAUAGUAUUUGUGACAGACUAUAUAAAGAAAUGGUAAUUGUAUUUGAGAAUACUUUAACCAUUGAUGAAAUCAGUAUAUAAUAUGUAAGUACUAUUGUGAUCAUAUAAUUUAUGAUAUAAUUAUAAGAAAUUUAUUUUACAAAAGGGACACUUUCUUUUAUCUACAUUAAUAAAUGAUGGUACUAAAAAUGUUUAAUAAUACAUUUUUAAUACUGAAAAUUCUUGCAAAUUAAACGUUGACAACUAGCAAAAUAUAAAUAACAAAAUUGAACUUUGCAAAUAGUUGGAAACAAAUAUUUUGUUUUAAUACAAAUUUUAAUAGACUGAACAGUAAAAUUUAUAAAGAAAUAUUUGGUGAAAAAAAAAGAAAGUGCAACUUUUUUAGAGAUACUCUUUAUGUAUCUUUAUGUCUAUUACGUAUUAUUUAAGCUAGCCAUGCUAAAAUAAGUUCAGUGAUUUAGCCUGGAAAACUAAAAGACCACAAAAGCAUUUUAAAACAUAAUCUAGUGUAAUUGCAUAGAAUCUAUAUAUAGAAUCUAUACACAAAGUCUAGUUCAAUCGAAUCAUAUGUUCAAAGGAAUAUACAAAGCAGGGGAGGAAUACAUAUUGUAUUUAAGUACAUGAAGAUAUAAAUUGAGAAACAUAUAUCUCUCUUCAAUUUUACUUAAAAGACAAAAGCAAAAUAUAUAUUUUCUAUUUUAUAUUUGCAUUUAUAGUUUAUAUAAGAUAUAGCGUAAUGCUGCAUAUUUUUUGUAAAUAUAUGUAUAUUGGUAUAUGAACGAUAGACGCAAGUCACUUCCCAUUUUGAAGAUCAUAUAUACAUCGCAAUUAGUAUUAAGUGCAGCAAAUAUCAAACGCUCACAUUAUAUUAAACCCGAUUUUCCUAUUAGAUAUAUAAAAUUUAAGUUUUGACGUUAGUUAUGGUUUAUGAGAUGUGAUUAAUUAUAAGUAUGUUUAAGAUCCUUUUACGAUAUAUAAUGGCAGCUUCUAAUGUUAUAUCUAUCUUAUAUUAAUUGCUUCGUAGACACGAAGUGAAUGAUUUGUUAUUAUGCAAUAGAAAUUCUAUUUUAAAUAAAACGAUCGGGAAGA